AUGAAAGUCGGCAGCAUAAUUGGCCGGAAAGGUGAACUCAUCAAGAAGAUGUGCGAGGAAACCGGCGCCCGUAUCCGCGUUCUUGAUGGUGCUGUUGGGACUCCCGAUCGCAUUGAAAAUGAUGCUGAUGCUAAAGCAGCUGGAGCUACAUUUUGUUCUAUCCGGUUGUUGGCGGCAUCUACUCAAGCAAUCAGUUUAAUUGGAAAGCAAGGCUCCUUGAUCAAGUCAUUACAAGAGAGCACUGGUGCAUCUGUCAGGGUAUUGUCAAGCGAGGAAACUCCACCUUAUGUGGUAGCAGAUGAGAGGAUUGUGGAGUUGCAGGGGGAAGCUCUGAAGGUUCUUAAAGCUCUUGAAGCUGUGGUGGGGCACCUGAGGAAAUUUUUGGUUGAUCAAAUUGUUCUUCCUCUCUUUGAAAAGACACACAAUGUGGUAGUCACUCAAGAGCUUCAAGCAGAGACAAGGGCUGAAAGGUCAUCUCUACAUACUGUUUCUCAAGGUGGAAUUGGAGUCGAUCUUCCUGUUACUGCGAGGAGAGACUUUUUGUUCCUUGAACAUGAAAAACAGUUUGAGUCACAAAUCCCAUCUUCUGGAAUUCCAUUCUAUGGAGAGGAUCUUCCACAUUCGAUAGUACAUUCUAGUUCAGGGCUUCAUCGAUCUGCUGUUCCUAUAGUUACUCAGAUUGCUCAAACUAUGCAAAUACCAUUUUCUUAUGCUGACAUCAUUGGGAUUGGAGGAGUUAAUAUUGCACACAUUCGUCGCACCAGUGGGGCUGUCAUAACCGUGCAAGAAAGUGGGGGCUUAUCUGAUGAAAUAAUUGGCGAAAUUAAAGGCACCUCAACGCAGGUUCAGUUGGCUCAACAACAGAUUCAAGAGUUCAUAAGCAUUCACCAAGAUCCAAUUAGAAGGAGCAACUAUAGAGACACGAGUUAUAGGUCCCCUUUUUCGCUGGGCAGCAACACUUCUUCGCUUUCGUCCCAAACCUACGGCGGAUACGGAGGAUCUUCUACUGUAAGUGGCUACUCUACUUUUAGAAUUUAAGAGAAUCAUUGUUUA
This is a messenger RNA of Hibiscus syriacus, 1053 nucleotides long. RefSeq names its product RNA-binding KH domain-containing protein PEPPER-like. Gene Ontology annotation, molecular function: mRNA binding. The transcript has 6 exons. NCBI's taxonomy places the organism in Eukaryota, Viridiplantae, Streptophyta, Magnoliopsida, Malvales, Malvaceae. Gene Ontology annotation, biological process: regulation of gene expression. Gene Ontology annotation, cellular component: cytoplasm; nucleus. The record is from RefSeq and is a predicted model, not a curated record. The coding region runs from base 1 to 1038 and encodes 345 amino acids.